Molecule: messenger RNA, 974 nt
Organism: Mucor mucedo
Lineage: Eukaryota; Fungi; Mucoromycota; Mucoromycetes; Mucorales; Mucoraceae
Product: cytochrome b-c1 complex subunit Rieske
Exons: 4
Coding region: 102-905 (267 amino acids)
Biological process (GO): mitochondrial electron transport, ubiquinol to cytochrome c
Cellular component (GO): membrane
Molecular function (GO): 2 iron, 2 sulfur cluster binding; quinol-cytochrome-c reductase activity
Source: RefSeq, a predicted model, not a curated record
GGUGGGUACCCUUUGCCCAAAAAGCCCCGCCUCUUUUUGUUUUUCUUCAACUUUUAACUCUCCCCACUCUUUUUUAUAUAACUUUUUUUAUAUAAAACAAAAUGGCCUCAUUAUCACGCUCAUUUGCGUCUGCCAUCGUCAAUCGCUCUUACACCAAUGCACCUGCUUCUGUUAACGCUUUAAAGACAGUUUUCCACGCUUCCAGCAACACUACUGACGACGAACACCAUGAAUCUCACAAGAGCCAUCCUUUGUUCAGUGCCGCCACCAAGCAAAGAUCUGUCGGUGGUUUAGUUAACAGAUCCAGCGUCAAUGUUGGACCCAUUAACGAUUUCCAAUUACGUCGCAACCACACCACUUCUAUUCCCGACUUUAGCAAGUAUAAGAAGACCAAGAGCAGUGGUGAAGCCAGUCGUAACUUUGCUUACAUGGUUGUUGGUACCACUGGUUUGUUGAGUGCCGCCGGUGCUCAAGCUACAGUUACCGAUUUCUUGGCCAAUAUGUCUGCUUCUGCUGAUGUUUUGGCUUUGGCCAAGGCCGAAGUUGAAUUAGCUUCUAUCCCUGAAGGAAAGAACGUUACAAUCAAGUGGAGAGGAAAGCCCGUAUUCAUUCGUCAUCGUACUGAAUCCGAAAUUGCUGAAGCCAACACAGUCAAUGUUGCUGAAUUACGUGAUCCUCAACAAGAUGCUGAGAGAGUCAAGGAUCCUAAAUGGCUCGUCAUGUUGGGUGUCUGUACCCAUUUGGGUUGUGUUCCUAUUGGUGAAGCUGGUGAUUUCGGUGGAUGGUACUGUCCCUGUCACGGUUCUCAUUAUGAUAUUUCUGGCCGUAUUCGUCAAGGUCCUGCUCCUCUUAAUCUCGAAAUUCCUGAAUACAACUUCCAAGAUGAUAAGCUCAUUAUCGGUUAGACGUCUUUAUGUUUGUUUUAAUAAAAUAAAGUUCAAUUUUACAGCAAUAAUAAUAAUAAUAAAAAAAAA